AUGAAUCAAAUAUCAUUUGUUCUUCAGUCAAACAUGAAAGAGUCACUCAAAAUGAUUAAAUUAUUUAAAGAAGAAGGUAAAACCAUAACAGCAUGGGAUGUACUACUAAAUCAAUUGUCUUCAUUAACCGUUAAGGGUGUUUGCUUUAAAUCUGAUUCCCCAGAUGUUUUCUCAACGUUUCAAGGUUAUAAAUACAACGUUCUCGAAAAACCAGAUUACUCAAAAAUUGAGAUGUUUAUGAAUUUCAUUAAAGAAGCCAUUUGUGAUAAUAACGAUGAAGUGUAUAAAUACCUUCUCGGCUGGAUUGCAUCAAUGAUUCAACAUCCUGGAAUCAAGAAUGAAACAGCAAUUAUUUUGAAAGGACUUCAGGGAACAGGUAAAAACAGAUUUACAGACAUUAUUUCUGAACUCCUCGCUGGUUAUUCAUGUAAAAACAUUACCGAAAUAAGUGAGCUAACGGGUAAUUUCAACUCAGUUGUUGAAAAUAAAAUGUUUCUUGUACUUAAUGAACUCAAGAAUGUGGGUGAAGACAGACUCGCAAACUUCAACGCUUUGAAAUCAAUUAUUACGGAUAAUGAGAUUAGAAUUAAUGAAAAGAAUCAACCCAGAAGAACAGCUCAGAACGUUGCAAACUUCAUUUUCGUAACUAAUAACGUUUACCCUGUCAAAAUUGAAGUUGGAGACAGAAGAUACGUAGUUUUAAGAGUUAAUGGUAAAUUCAAGGGUCAAUUUGAUUACUUCAAGAAUUUAAUGGAUUCAUGCACAAAGGAAUUUUAUGAUAAUUUACUGACGUAUUUUAUGCAAUAUGACCUUUCAUCAUUUAAUGUACGAAUCAUUCCGAUGACUGAAGCCAAACAAGAUUUAAUAGAAUUAUCAUCAAAU
This is a messenger RNA of Trichomonas vaginalis G3, 882 nucleotides long. RefSeq lists its product as uncharacterized. The transcript has a single exon. The annotation marks the transcript as partial. Lineage: Eukaryota; Parabasalia; Trichomonadida; Trichomonadidae. The record is from RefSeq and is a predicted model, not a curated record.